CCCAGGUCUCCUGCAUUGCAGGUGGAUUCUUUACCAGCUGAGCCACAAGGGAAGCCCAAGAAUACUGGAGUGGGUAGCCUAUCCCUUCUCCAGUGGAUCUUCCUGACCCAGGAAUCGAACUGGAGUCUCCUGCGUUACAGGACCUGCAUCAGCUCUGCUCAGCCAGGUUGGACUGCUGGGGCCACAGCCUCCUUCCCCUGCGACUGCCUUUUCCUGACGCCCUUAGCAGCCUGCAGUCCCAGUGGUCAGCAGAGACCUUGGCAGGACGAGAAGGAGGAGGCCUGUUGGACCAAUGCUGCGAGGGGUGUGAGGAUUAGAGCUGCCGUCCAUCAUUCCCCCACCAGAGCGAGAAAGGAGAAUGGAGCUGGAGUGAGGCGGAGGAACCACCAGCUGCUGACCGGCACGUGGGACGCUGGUGAUUCACGGGUCACUGAGGCUGGACGCCGUUCAUGGCUCUCGGGUAGAGCCCAGCGAAACGGCCAGAAUGAAUUCUAUGGACAGGCACAUCCAACAGACCAACGACCGGCUGCAGUGCAUCAAGCAGCACUUACAGAACCCCGCCAACUUCCACAAUGCUGCCACGGAGUUGCUGGACUGGUGUGGAGACCCGCGAGCCUUCCAGCGGCCCUUUGAGCAGAGCCUGAUGGGCUGUUUGACGGUGGUCAGUCGGGUGGCAGCUCAGCAAGGAUUCGACCUGGACCUCGGCUACCGACUGCUGGCUGUGUGUGCCGCGAACCGAGACAAGUUCACUCCGAAGUCUGCCGCCCUGCUGUCCUCCUGGUGCGAGGAGCUCGGCCGCCUGCUGCUGCUCCGACAUCAGAAGAGCCGACAGAGCGACCCCCCCGGGAAACUCCCCAUGCAGCCCCCCCUCAACUCCAUGAGCUCCAUGAAACCCACUCUGUCGCACAGUGAUGGGUCAUUCCCCUAUGACUCUGUCCCUUGGCAGCAGAACACCAACCAGCCUCCCGGCUCCCUCUCCGUGGUCACCACGGUUUGGGGAGUGACCAACACAUCCCAGAGCCAGGUCCUUGGGAACCCUAUGGCCAAUGCCAACAACCCCAUGAAUCCAGGCGGCAACCCCAUGGCGUCGGGCAUGACCACCAGCAACCCCGGCCUCAACUCCCCACAGUUUGCUGGGCAGCAGCAGCAGUUCUCAGCCAAGGCCGGCCCCACUCAGCCCUACAUCCAGCAGAGCAUGUACGGCCGGCCCAACUACCCCGGCAGCGCAGGCUUCGGGGCCAGUUACCCUGGGGGUCCGAAUGCCCCUGCAGGCAUGGGUGUCCCUCCACACACCAGGCCGCCUGCUGACUUCACUCAGCCAGCAGCUGCGGCUGCAGCAGCUGCAGUGGCGGCAGCAGCCGCCACGGCCACAGCCACAGCUACGGCCACCGUGGCAGCCUUGCAAGAAACACAGAAUAAGGAUAUAAACCAGUAUGGACCGGUCUGUUCCUCUUUCCAGAUGGGUCCCACCCAGGCGUAUAACAGCCAAUUCAUGAACCAGCCCGGGCCUCGGGGGCCUGCCUCCAUGGGGGGCAGCAUGAACCCCGCAAACAUGGCGGCUGGCAUGACACCCUCGGGGAUGAGCGGCCCUCCCAUGGGCAUGAACCAACCCCGGCCGCCCGGCAUCAGCCCCUUUGGCACACACGGGCAGCGGAUGCCCCAGCAGACGUACCCGGGCCCCCGGCCCCAGUCCCUUCCCAUUCAGAGCAUAAAGAGGCCAUACCCUGGAGAGCCUAACUAUGGAAACCAGCAAUACGGACCAAACAGCCAGUUCCCCACCCAGCCAGGCCAGUACCCUACCCCCAACCCCCCGCGGCCGCUCACGUCUCCCAACUACCCCGGGCAGCGGAUGCCCAGCCAGCCGAGCACUGGGCAGUACCCGCCCCCCACGGUCAACAUGGGGCAGUAUUAUAAGCCAGAGCAGUUUAAUGGACAAAAUAACACCUUCUCUGGAAGCAGCUACAGCAACUACAGCCAAGGGAACGUCAAUAGGCCUCCCAGGCCGGUUCCUGUGGCAAACUACCCCCACUCACCUGUUCCAGGGAACCCCACGCCCCCCAUGACCCCCGGAAGCAGCAUCCCCCCAUACCUGUCCCCCAGCCAAGACGUGAAGCCGCCCUUCCCGCCUGACAUCAAGCCAAAUAUGAGCGCUCUGCCGCCGCCCCCAGCCAACCACAAUGACGAGCUGCGGCUCACGUUCCCCGUGCGGGACGGCGUGGUGCUGGAGCCCUUCCGCCUGGAGCACAACCUGGCCGUCAGCAACCACGUCUUUCACCUGCGGCCCACGGUCCACCAGACGCUGAUGUGGAGGUCUGACCUGGAGCUGCAGUUCAAGUGCUACCACCACGAGGACCGGCAGAUGAACACCAACUGGCCGGCCUCGGUGCAGGUCAGCGUGAACGCCACGCCCCUCACCAUCGAGCGCGGGGACAACAAGACAUCCCACAAGCCGUUGCACCUCAAGCACGUGUGCCAGCCAGGCCGCAACACCAUCCAGAUCACCGUCACCGCCUGCUGCUGCUCCCACCUCUUUGUGCUGCAGCUGGUCCACCGGCCCUCUGUGCGCUCCGUGCUGCAAGGCCUCCUCAAGAAGCGACUCCUGCCCGCGGAGCACUGUAUCACAAAAAUCAAGCGGAAUUUCAGCAGUGUGGCGGCCUCAUCGGGCAACACGACCCUCAAUGGGGAGGAUGGCGUGGAGCAGACAGCCAUCAAGGUAUCUCUGAAGUGCCCCAUCACAUUCCGGCGUAUCCAGCUGCCUGCUCGAGGCCACGAUUGCAAGCAUGUCCAGUGCUUUGACUUAGAGUCAUACCUGCAGCUGAACUGCGAGAGAGGGACCUGGAGGUGUCCUGUGUGCAAUAAAACCGCUCUGCUGGAGGGCCUGGAGGUGGAUCAGUAUAUGUGGGGCAUCCUGAAUGCCAUCCAACACUCCGAGUUUGAAGAGGUCACCAUUGACCCCACAUGCAGCUGGCGGCCAGUGCCCAUCAAGUCGGACCUACACAUUAAAGAUGACCCUGAUGGCAUCCCCUCCAAGAGGUUCAAGACCAUGAGCCCCAGCCAGAUGAUCAUGCCCAAUGUCAUGGAGAUGAUUGCUGCCCUGGGCCCUGGCCCGUCCCCCUAUCCACUCCCGCCUCCGCCUGGGAGCGCCAACUCCAAUGACUACAGCAGCCAAGGAAACAACUAUCAAGGCCAUGGCAACUUUGACUUCCCCCACGGGAACCCCGGUGGGACGUCCAUGAAUGACUUCAUGCACGGGCCCCCCCAGCUCUCCCACCCCCCGGACAUGCCCAACAACAUGGCCACCCUCGAGAAGCCCCUCAGUCACCCCAUGCAGGAGACUAUGCCACACGCUGGCAGUUCUGACCAGCCCCAUCCCUCCAUACAACAAGGUUUGCACGUCCCACACCCCAGCAGCCAGUCAGGGCCUCCAUUACAUCACAGUGGGGCUCCUCCUCCUCCUUCCCAGCCUCCCCGGCAACCGCCACAGGCCGCUCCCGGCAACCAUCCACACAGCGACCUGACCUUUAAUCCCUCCUCAGCCUUAGAGGGUCAGGCCGGAGCGCAGGGAGCAUCUGACAUGCCGGAGCCUUCGCUGGAUCUCCUUCCAGAACUCACAAACCCCGACGAGCUCCUCUCAUACCUGGAUCCCCCCGACCUGCCGAGCAAUAGUAAUGAUGACCUCCUGUCUCUCUUUGAGAACAACUGAAGCCCACCCCUGCAUCGGGGCCACCCCUCCCCACUCAGCCUCCUUCCCCGUCUGCCCCCCACACUUCCCCGCUGGGAGCCCGAGCCCUCGGACCGCCCCUUCUGCAGCCUUCAGAGCCAAGGGGCAGGAAGGUGCACUGUGAAGGCAGUGCGGGUCUGGAGCCCACGCCCAGAGCAGGCCCUGAAGAUGACCCUCGAGACGGGGCAACAGCCCAGGGAGGGGGCACACGCUGAUGGCGGCUUCCAGACGACCCUCCAGUGCCCCCCAGAUUCUUCCAGUUUCCCAGCUUCCCUGCUUCCUGGCCCAGAGCCAUCUCCAGGUGACUGUGACCCUGAGAGAAAGCCCCCCAGACCCCGGCGGCCCCAAGCCUUGGAGGAGCAGCGGCAGCUGGCAGCAUUGAGAACAGCCUGCCCACCACCACCACCACCGCCCACCACAGAAAAGCACAAACCUCUGGGCAAGAGAACUCUCAGGGGCCAAGGCUAUCGCUUUGACCCCAGACCUCUUAAGCCAGGAUACCCUAUGAACAGUCUCAGAAAGCAGAGAAAAAAGACAAGAUUCUGUGUUUGGGAGAGGGAGAGCCACUCACCCUCUUGCUCGGGGACAGGUGGAAAAAGGGAGUCAGGGCCUCUCAAAGCCAGGAUGGCCCUAGAACCACUGACUCAGGCCAGGGCCCAGCCUUGGGGGGAUGGGGGUGCAGAGAAAGACCCCAGCUGAAAUUAUUGUGCCCUUAGUUGGAGCGAGGAGGGCCACCAGUCAAAGUUGGAGUCCAAUAGAAUCAGCAACUUACAGUUUUGCUCCAAGCCUCUCCUGGUUUUUAAACGACUGCAACAAAGCUACGAAGUUACUUGGAGAAGAGGAAUGUUGGACUUGGACAGCAAGCGAACCAUUUCUCCCCGUGUGUUCUGCUUCCUUCCUCUGCUCCCCUCCCCCACCCCUCUGAGACUGUAACGCCCACGUCCCUCUGCCCCAGUGCCCGUGUCCGCCCGGACGGCAGGGUGAGCGGUGGAAAGGCAGGGGAUGCAAGGGCUCAGCAGCAGGAACCCCGGGCAUCGCUCGCUCUCCGGCUCCUCUGUCUGUCUGAUCUGUGCUCCAGGCUGCCCCGGGCUCCAGCGCAGCCCAUCGCCGUGUGUGCAUCUGGUCUGUGCUCCAGGCUGCCCCGGGCUCCAGCGCAGCCCAUCACCGUGUGUGAGUCUGGUCUGGGCUCCAGGCUGCCCGGGCUCCAGCACAGCCCAUUGCCAUGUGUGCCAGAAUCAAGCAUCGCAUGGUGUUUCUGUGGCUGUCUCAGCCCCAGCUCUUGGCCGCCAGCCUCUCCCUCGCUUCGUGUCCUUCUGCUCUUGCAAGCUCACCCCACACUCCUGCUCCAGCAGAAGCAGCCUCUGGUUUACCCUCCGUGCUUUGCUCCAUCCUGCCAACCGCUCGCUCACUCUCAGAGUGCCCCGGGUAGCUUUCUGUGCGUCCGUUUUGUUCCAGGCUCCCCUGUGCUCCCCAAGCCACGUGGCCUGUGAUGCUGGGCGGUUGGGUCGCUAGGAUCUCCUCUGUAAAUUUGUCGUGCCCCUACCCUGCUGCUGCCCGGGACCUUCGCUCGCUCCCCUGUUCACUGUCUAUGUUUUCAGUCUCUGUCUCCCCCUCUGUUGGCCGGGGGACACCCAGCACUCCUCUGGAUCUGACCGGAACGCUGGCCCCAGCAGUUGACUUCCGGUCACGGAACCAGCCGGCCCGGCACAGAGUUUUCUGUAGGAAAGCUGCCAUAGUCCCUCCCCCACCCCUUUCCUUUGUCCCGUUGUUGAGGUUUUUUCAAACAGCGUGGUGUUCCGUAUGCAAAUCAAUUAUUUUAAGAAUUGCUUUUGUAAAUAUCUUUGUGAAUAUUUUAGUAUUGUCUUUGAUAAUAUUCAACAUUUUCAUGACCUGGUUAUAGCCUUUGCUGGUGUUUUUAAAAUACCUUGACUCAACGACAAAGACCGAGUCCCUUUUUUUAAAAAAAAAAAACAACAAACAAAAACAAAAAAGCAACCAGGGCCAUUUGUACAGAUGAAGGGACGAAAAGCAUGGGUGGCUGUACCGUGAGUUAGACGAAGACCAGGCUACCCGCUGUUGGGAGCCAUCCCCAGUUGGCUGGUGGGGACACAUGUGGCCGUCUCCGACCAGUGACCCUUAGCCCCAGCUGUGUCAGGCCAUCUGGGGAUGCCCCGCCCCAGACAGACCUAUAGAUGCCUUCCUUAGAAUUUCCCGCUUCCUGCCUUGCAAGACUGUCUCAAAAAGGCCUGGGUGUGUUCUUGUUGUUAUCAGGGUGUCCCCACUCUGCUCACCAACUUACCCACAGCUUUCUAGCACAGAGGGUCUAUCUACUGCCCACAACCCAGGCUCCGGGCACCUCCCUCAUCCGUCUCUGAGUAAGCCGUGGGCUCAGCACCCUGAGGUGGAUUUCCUGGGUCCCCUCUCAAGCAAGCCUCCACCAGCAAGUUCAGCAAAGAGCUUUCCAGACCUGUGGUGCCUGCAUCCUACACUCUGGGCACAUACUCUUCCAGAGCGAUUUUGGAGCCGGGUUGGUGGGGUGGGGGUAGGGGGGUGGGCAUCAAGGUGUCUGGGGCUGGAACAAGCCCUAGUUGGUGACACAGUCAGGUGACGACGGCUUCCCCAAGCAAGGGCGGUUCUGAACUCUGGGGAGAUGCUUCCCUGACCCUUUCAGAUGACUACUUGGAGCCAUACGUAACCUCAGCAAAAACGAUGCCUCAGCAAGCCACUUCUCCAUGACAAGCAUCCACCCAGGCCAUAGGCACACUGCUGCCUCCACUCCACGGAAUGGACAGGGCGCCAGCAGGCAGGCGGGAAGGCCCAAGUACAAGCAAUCACCCCAUCUUCUUGGUUUGAAGCUUUACCCAUGGAUCAUAUUCCUGUAGCCAUUUUUAUUUUUUAAGGAGCUAAUACUUUCUCCCUAAUGGAAGCCCUGAACCCCCAGAGAGCUCCAUGUCUGCUCCCUCGGCCUCACCCGACCAGACAGGGCGACGCGGGCAGCAGCCACUCAAGGGACAUGUGUACAUAUGUAAAUGCGAAAUAGAGACAUGUUAACAGAUCCAUUCAUUUCCCUCGGAAUGUGUAUUGUCUUUAUUUUACGGAACAAAACAAAAAGGCUUGGAACUCCAUCUUAAUGUGGAAAAAAACUAGAUCCUGUCUGUUAGCGUCUGUGAGGUCCCUCUCCGCAUCUGUCUCACCAUGUAAUAUACUCUGACUCUGUGUGGAAAGGAAUUUUUUGUUCCGUUCUUGUUUUUAUUUUACCUACAUGUACUAUUUAGCUUCAGUGUACUCGUCCUGCCACCUGUGUAUUUUUAGGGUGCUAUGGAAAUAAUGAAAAGAAACGGGGAUUUCAGAAGAAAAUUGUAACCAAAUUCAUACUUUGUAUAAUUUUUGAUAUCAUGAUCGCAGGUGAUUGACACAGACACGCGUGAACACACACCCACCGUGCAGCCUGAAGUAACCCCCACAGCCACCGUCAUUGUCUUUGUACAUCUCUGUACAAUGCAAUCAUUUCAUACUUUAAACUGGUCAGAAAACUAAUUGUGAUUUCUAGUCUUGCAAACCUGUAUGUAGUUAGAUGAUGUGACAGCCUCUAAUAUUUAUCUAAUAAAUAUGUAUUCAGAUGAAACCUGUAUAUUAGGUGUUCAUGUGGUUAUUUUGUAUUUAAAGAUCAAAUUAUUUGACUAUUGCUAGACAUUUCUAUGCUCUGUUGUCACGCUGAGGUAUCUCAUUUGCCCAUGUUAAUUUCUUUUUUCUAAAUAAAUGGACAAAAACGAA
Messenger RNA from Budorcas taxicolor (takin), 7495 nucleotides. RefSeq names its product zinc finger MIZ-type containing 1 (gene ZMIZ1). Gene Ontology annotation, biological process: protein sumoylation; regulation of transcription by RNA polymerase II. The transcript is spliced from 25 exons. The record is from RefSeq and is a predicted model, not a curated record. Gene Ontology annotation, molecular function: SUMO ligase activity; zinc ion binding. NCBI's taxonomy places the organism in Eukaryota, Metazoa, Chordata, Mammalia, Artiodactyla, Bovidae. Bases 485 to 3703 code for a protein of 1072 amino acids.